Tachysurus vachellii is the source of this 2549-nucleotide messenger RNA. Its product is annotated as vacuolar protein sorting-associated protein 4B-like. NCBI's taxonomy places the organism in Eukaryota, Metazoa, Chordata, Actinopteri, Siluriformes, Bagridae. Bases 197 to 1504 code for a protein of 435 amino acids. The record is from RefSeq and is a predicted model, not a curated record. Gene Ontology annotation, biological process: vacuole organization; endosomal transport. Gene Ontology annotation, molecular function: ATP hydrolysis activity; ATP binding. The transcript is spliced from 11 exons.
CUUAGCGGAAGUACACAAACAAUACAGACUGGGGAAAUAGGCGUACAGAGAGAAGACGCUAAAGAUUAUAAAACGUUUAAAUUAACAUUUUCGCCAGUUUAUUACUGAGAUUUGAAGAAUGUAGCAGCAAGAAAACAUAUCAUAUGUUCAAACCGUAUGUUCAGUAUUUAUAGAGAGGAAAGAUAACGACUGCUAUAUGGCUAAUAGUAAUUUACAGAAAGCCAUUGACUUGGCCACCAAGGCUUCGGAGGAGGACAAAGCCAAAAACUACAAGGAAGCUUUGCGCCUCUAUGAGCAUUCAAUUCAAUACUUUCUACAUGUGGUGAAGUAUGAUGCUCAGGGUGAAAAGGCCAAGCAAAGCAUAAGGGCGAAGUGUGCAGAAUAUCUGGACAGAGCCGAGCAGCUGAAAGAAUAUCUAAAAAAGGCGGAAAAGCAGCCACCUGCCAAACCUGUGAAAGAGUCCAGCGACAAAGGGAAUGAGAGUGAUGACGGUGAUAAUUCAGAGAAGAAGAAAUUUCAGAAUCAACUUCAAGGUGCCAUUGUCAUGGAGAAGCCAAAUAUUAAGUGGGAUGAUGUUGCUGGCUUAGAAGGAGCCAAAGAGGCACUGAAAGAGGCGGUCAUUCUACCCAUUAAAUUCCCUCACCUUUUCACAGGAAAAAGAACUCCAUGGAGAGGGAUCUUGCUUUUUGGCCCUCCAGGUACAGGGAAAUCAUACCUAGCUAAAGCAGUAGCUACUGAGGCCAACAACUCAACCUUCUUCUCCAUCUCCUCCUCUGAUUUGGUGUCCAAAUGGCUUGGUGAGAGUGAGAAAUUGGUGAAGAACCUGUUUAGUUUGGCUCGACAAAACAAACCAUCCAUCAUCUUCAUUGACGAGAUUGACUCGCUGUGCGGCUCCAGGAGUGAUAACGAGAGCGAAGCAGCUCGCCGAAUAAAGACAGAGUUCCUGGUUCAGAUGCAAGGUGUUGGAAAUGAUAAUGAGGGAAUUCUGGUUCUCGGAGCAACCAAUAUACCAUGGACUCUAGAUUCUGCCAUCAGAAGAAGGUUUGAGAAACGUAUUUACAUCCCACUCCCUGAGGAACACGCAAGAUCAUUCAUGUUCAAGCUCAACCUCGGUACAACCCCCACCAGCCUCACUGAAAAAGACUUCAUUACGCUGGGACAGAAGACCAAGCACUAUUCAGGUGCCGACAUCAGCAUCAUUGUCAGGGACGCUCUCAUGCAGCCCAUCCGCAAAGUUCAGUCAGCCACUCACUUCAAAAAGGUCCGUGGAAAACCAUGGAACAAACAGGAGGUAUCCGAGGAUGAUCUACUGACACCUUGCUCUCCAAGUGACCCAAACGCAGUAAACAUGACGUGGGUAGAUGUGGAGGCUGAUAAACUGCUGGAGCCCAUCGUCAGCAUGGAGGACAUGCUCAGGUCGCUGGAAAAAAACAAGCCCACUGUGAAUGAUGAAGACCUGAAGAAGCUGGUGAAGUUUACUGAGGACUUUGGCCAAGAAGGCUAACUGCAAAGCAACCAUAAUAUACAAAAAAAAAAAAAAAAACAAGAACCUUUGUACUAUGCUUUUUAUUCCAUUUUAUUUUUGUACUCAGAGUUUAUUCUUAAAUCGAUACUCUUUAAUAAACUUGGAAUAGAAAGCUAUAUUAAUGUAGCUUGUUGAACUGUUUACCUACUUAAUAUGGUGUGACCAUGGAACUGAGAUCUUAUUUAUUGUAUGUGGGAGUUAUAUUAAGCUGUGAGUGGGUACUUGCUAACGUCUUUUAUUUCUGCAGUAUUUGCAUCUAAUGUAUACGUAUUGGACAUGCACUUGAUUGCUAGUUUAAUUAGGAAUUCUAUGUUAAUACUCACUGGACAUUUUAUUACCUUAUAUCCCAUUCAUUUUGUCAUAGAGGUACAUGGGGACUCAGGCCAUGUGGGCCAAACAAAGUCGCAGGAGUCACUCAGUCAAGUGCAAAGAAAGAAUAAGUAUCAUAAAUAUGUUUGGCCAGAUGAUGGCAAUUAACUUUAGCCUCCAAUUUUUUAUUUUUACAGAUUUUGAAGAAUAUAAAUGAAAAAGUUUGAAUAUUUGGGUUUAAGUGACAUGAGACACAACUUCCAAAACAGCAGUGAUUUAAGAAACGUGUAUGUGUGUCUGGGGUUCACCUCCUCACUACUAUUUCACUAUUGACUAUAGACUGUCCUUGUAGAGCUCUGUACAGAGCAACAAAGUUUAGAUCCAAUAGAUAAAGAUGUAAACAUUGGCUAUAGAAAUACAGUUAUUUAAAGCAUUUGGCAGACACUCCUAUCAGAAGCAACUUACAGUUAUACAACUGAGCAGUUGAACAAUAAGAGUCCUGCUCAAGGGCUUAGCAACUGGCGGUCCUGGGAUUUGAACUUGCUAGCUUUCACGCAGUAGUCCAACACUUUAACCACAGAACUACCACUUCACAUGAGUACAUUUAGGAUAGCGGUUCUUUAUAGUGACAGAUAGGGAAAUUGAAGGUCUUUGGUUUGCUACUGUGCACAAAGUCACCUGUAUCUCAUGUUUGCAAAUAAAUGUUCAAUAAGUA